Messenger RNA from Daldinia caldariorum, 1749 nucleotides. RefSeq lists its product as uncharacterized. The transcript is spliced from 3 exons. Lineage: Eukaryota; Fungi; Ascomycota; Sordariomycetes; Xylariales; Hypoxylaceae. Gene Ontology annotation, biological process: regulation of transcription by RNA polymerase II. The record is from RefSeq and is a predicted model, not a curated record. Bases 256 to 1488 code for a protein of 410 amino acids. Gene Ontology annotation, molecular function: DNA-binding transcription activator activity, RNA polymerase II-specific; zinc ion binding.
CAAGUUGCGGCCAAUUUCCGUGUUUUGUUGUGGGGUUCCCGACUUAGGGCCGGCGGAGAAAGCUAAAAUGGCGCCUAAACGGGAAACGAGUCGAAAACUUAUACGAGUAUUCGCUCCUCGCAUUUCGCUCAUCAACUUCAACCUUUCAUGCCUGCCGCCAACCUCAGCAUUUGCGAAUCUUCGAUCCACGGUCUAUUGUUAUCCACCCGCGUCUGCCUCGUGCCCAUUUGAGGAUUCGCACUUUAACUCUUCCCCAUGGUUGGUAGUCGCCGCCCUCACACAAAGUCCAGGAAGGGAUGUAGGGAGUGCAAGCGCCGCAAGGUCAAGUGUGAUGAGAUACAACCGUCAUGUUUCAAUUGCACUCGUUACGGAGUCACCUGCCACUAUGGGCCCGACACCCCUAAGCCGGAUGAAGUUUGGGACCCUUCCGCAGAUAGUACCACGUCCACUGUUACAGCUGGGUCUCCGGCAGUGGAAGGCAAUCCGGCGUGCCAUUCCAGUGCGAAAUCAUUUUCUCUUAAUAGACCGGAUAGCCUCCAUCUCGGCCAUGCCUGGGGACGCGAUCUUGAAUUGAUGCACCAUUACUGCACUGCCACAAGCGACACCAUGGCCACGCAGGAAGCCGCACGACAUGUGUGGAGGGUGCUAUUUCCGCAAGAAGGCUAUGCUAACGAGUAUGUGAUGCACGGUGUCUUAUCGCUCGCUGCACUGCAUAAGGCAUUCCUGAUUCCGGAUCGGCGCGAUAUCUACCUUACCCGCUCGGCAUUUCAUCACUCGAUGGGCCAGCAGCACUUUACGACCCUUCUUUCCGACGUAAACGUUGCUAAUUGGCGAUCUGUCUUCUGCUUCGCUACCAUGGUCAUAGCGUAUGUGCUGUCCAUGUCUAUGCAACCGGACGACGAGUCGGAGGUAAAGACGACGGCUAUUUUGAGGACUUUAGAACUAAUCUCCGUCACGAAAGGCGUUAAGGCAAUUCUAUUACCAUUCAUACCCCAGCUCAACAAGACCAAUCUGGCACCGCUUGUCACCAGUGUCUGGCUGACCCCAGUUGAUCCUCUACCAGAUCCGAAACCGUCCCUCGAAUACUCUCUGAUUCCAAGUGAUGUAUACAACGCACUUUCUCGCCUUCGUCGGUUCCUGACUGAACACGUCUCCCUCAAAUAUAAAGGCGACUACGAAAAGGCAGUCACAAUCCUCGAAGUCUCGGCUGUGCAGAUAGCUUACGCUGAUGUCAACGUAGAAGUUGGGGCGAUACUGCUAUGGCCGUUUUUUCUCCCCGAAAUCGUUGUCAGUGACAUCAAGGACCACAAACCCCAAGCUUUACUAAUAUUGGCUUAUUAUGCUGUAUUCGUCAAUGCUUUGGAUAGAGUUUACUGGUUUCUCAGGGGAUGGGGUCGGAAGUUGUUGAAGGACAUCAACGAUCAGAUUGAAGCGCAGGAACCGUGUAGAGACCUCUUAGAUUGGCCGCAUAGGCACAUUUGCGAAUGAUUAUAAGCUCAAGACAUGUUAAAGAAACACAAUCUGUAUACCAUUCCAGGUCUUCCCAGCGUGACUGUUAUCUGAUGCUAUGAUCAGUUUGUUCUACCAAAACAGCUCGCUAGGAUGAUAGUCUCGAUUUACUGUUCAGUCUGGAUGAGACGAAGAAUGGGUCUGUACGUGUGUGCAUCAAAAGAAGUAGAAGUUUCAUUUACCUACCUAUAUACAUGUAACGUGGCAAUACGAAAUACGAUGAACUACCUUUAGAGAAAU